CCAGCUUCUUCCUCCUCCUCCUCUUCUCUCUUCUGCUUCUUCUUCCUCUCGAAUCUGCAAAUCAUCUCGCAGUUGCUUUAUUUUUCGAAAAGUUCGAAAGUUCUCGUUUUUAGUGAAUGGCUUCGUAUUACUCUGGGUAUUUGAGUUGUGAAGAGCCUCACUUUUUGGAAUCCUGUUCUCUCUGCCGUAAACACCUUGGUCUUAACUCCGAUAUCUUCAUGUACAGAGGAGACAAGGCCUUUUGUAGCAAAGAGUGCAGAGAAGAGCAGAUUGAAUCUGAUGAAGCUAAGGAGAGAAAGUGGAAAAAAUCUUCAAGAUCUCUCCGGAAAAACUCUGCUGAAACUAAAGAAUCCGUCGCCGGCAACACCGUACGGACAGGAACUCUUGUCGUGGCUUAGUAGAAAUUUUUAUUUACAUAAGAAAAAAAAAAGUAUGAAGCAAAUAGUUUUUUUCUUUUGUAUACCUUUUUGUCUAAAAAUCUAUCAUCCUUCGAAUCAAAAACCCUUCUUAAACCACUCUUAUCUCCCAAGCUAUAAAUUAGCUACAGAAAGUUUCUGCUCUGUUUCUAUUUUGGAUCAGAGAUGACUAAUCCGAUGUCGGAAUCUGAGAAACUGUAGAUCUGGUUUGUGUAAAUGAAUGUAAAGUUUUUGGGGAGGGGAGGGAGUGAGAUUGUAAGAAGAAAGAUGCCAUGGUUUUGUAAUCUUGGGGUUGAAAUUUUGUUCCAUGUUCCAUAAGAAACAGAGCAUUACUAUGUUCUAAUAAAAAUUCAAAUUUCUUUUAUCUUCC
Molecule: messenger RNA, 786 nt
Organism: Capsella rubella
Lineage: Eukaryota; Viridiplantae; Streptophyta; Magnoliopsida; Brassicales; Brassicaceae
Exons: 2
Coding region: 117-398 (93 amino acids)
Source: RefSeq, a predicted model, not a curated record